CAGUUGGUGAUGGCGGCAAAGAUUAUAACAUCUCCGUUUGUAGGAAUUGCCGCUUUUGUCACCUUCCUGGCCUUCUUCGCCUUUUACUAUAACCCACUCUCUAAUAAACAGAGAUUGUUCACUGUUGAAGAAUUGGCUUUGUACAAUGGGACUGAUCAAAGUUUGCCAAUCUUCUUAGGAAUCCUCGGAUCGGUUUUCGAUGUUACCAAAGGGAAGUCUCAUUAUGGUGAGGGUGGGGGCUAUAAUCAUUUUUCUGGAAGAGAUGCCUCGCGAGCAUUUGUUUCUGGAAACUUUACAGGAGAUGGGCUAACAGACUCGCUAAGUGGUUUAUCCAGCCAACAGGUGAAGAGUAUUGUUGAAUGGAGGGAUUUCUACUUUCGAAGUUACACAUUUGUUGGCAAGCUAGUAGGUCGGUACUAUGAUACCAAAGGAAACCCUACGAAGUAUUUGAAGGGAGUUGAAGCAAAGGCCGCGAGAGGAGCACAGCUAUUGAAGAAACAGGAGAUUGAAGAAGCCAAGCAACCCAGUUGCAAUUCAAGGUGGAGUCAGGAUGAGGGUGGAGAGGUUUGGUGUGACGUAGGCGUCCCACGAUUAGUUCAGAGGCCACUAGAAAUUGCUUUGACUGGGAAAAUGAGCAAGCGAUGUGCUUGCUUUAAAGAAGAUCAACUGGACCAAUCAGGGUUGGAAGUCUACAAAGGAUGUGAUUUUCUUGCCAAGACCUGCCCAGUCUAGAUGUGAUCCAUCAUGUAACUUCCAUUUUAGAGUGUUAAGUGAACUGUGAACCCCUUCUACACAGAUGUCAAUUGUCACGGUUUUUGAACAGGUUGAACAAGGCGCAGGAACAUAAACGACGUGAAGAAAGAGACUG
Molecule: messenger RNA, 868 nt
Organism: Fragaria vesca subsp. vesca
Lineage: Eukaryota; Viridiplantae; Streptophyta; Magnoliopsida; Rosales; Rosaceae
Product: neuferricin-like
Exons: 8
Coding region: 10-732 (240 amino acids)
Cellular component (GO): membrane; endomembrane system
Source: RefSeq, a predicted model, not a curated record